Messenger RNA from Monosiga brevicollis MX1, 1698 nucleotides. RefSeq lists its product as uncharacterized. Gene Ontology annotation, molecular function: pyridoxal phosphate binding; carboxy-lyase activity. Gene Ontology annotation, biological process: carboxylic acid metabolic process. Bases 60 to 1565 code for a protein of 501 amino acids. Lineage: Eukaryota; Choanoflagellata; Craspedida; Salpingoecidae. Gene Ontology annotation, cellular component: cytoplasm. The transcript is spliced from 16 exons. The record is from RefSeq and is a predicted model, not a curated record.
GCAAGACGUCGUCUUGUUGAACAGCUUGCUCCAAGGAACCCGGCUUGAAACGUGCCAGCAUGCCUUCAGACCUCCCGGCCGAUCUCCGUGCGGAGACAGCGGUCCGCAUCGGCGAGCUGGACGCCUUGUUCGAAAAGCUAUUACCACUGAUUCGCCAGUACGAAAUGGCCGGUGGUCGCCCCGAUACCAAGGUUGUCGAGUUCAAAAGCCCCGAGGACUUGCGCCGGCUCUUUCCGAUGGCCUUGCCCGAACAAGGGCAAGGCAUCGACAAGGCCGUGGCUGCUAUCAACGACAUGAUGUUGUACAGUGUCCGCACAUCGCAUCCCCGCUUUAUGAACCAGCUCUUUGCCGGCAGUGACCCCAUUGGCCAGAUUGCCGAGUUGGUGACAGCCAUCUUGAAUGUCAACUGCUACACCUACACCGUUGCUCCUGUCUUCUCCAUGAUGGAGGUUGAAGUCAUGCAACGCAUGGCCGAUCUGGCUGGCUUUGAUGUGGCCGAAAGCGAAGGCAUCAUGGUGCCGGGAGGCAGCUAUGCCAACCUCGUCGGCCUGAUCACCGCCCGCCAUCACCACUUUCCCCAUGUGCGCUUGGAGGGCUGGCGCGGCGAUGAACGCCCAGUCAUCUUCACCAGCGCCCAAGCACACUACUCUAUUCGCCGAAACGCCAUGGUCCUCGGCUUGGGCAUGAAUGCAGUGGUUGCCGUGGCUGCCGAUCGCAGCGGACACAUGCUAGCUGAUGACCUCGUGGCCAAGAUUGCCGAGGCGCGCGCCAAGGGCCAGACCCCUUUUGCCGUCAGUGCCACAGCUGGCACUACCAUUAUGGGCGGCUUUGAUGACUUCAACGCAUUGGCAGAUAUCUGCCAAGCUGAAAACCUUUGGCUUCAUGUCGAUGGUGCUUGGGGUGGCGCCUGUUUAUUGUCGGACCGCCUACGCUCCCUCAUGAAGGGCGUCGAACGCGCCGACUCACUCGCCUGGGAUGCCCACAAGGGUCUGGGUGUCCCCGUUUUGGCGGCCGGAAUCUUGUUGAACAAGCACAAAGGGCUUUUGCGCGCCUCCAAUAACAGCUCAGCCGACUACCUGUUUCAUCCUUCCUCCACAUCCGAAUAUGAUCUUGGGGACAUGACGCUGCAAUGUGGCCGUCGUGCUGAUAGCAUCAAAGUCUGGCUCUCGUGGUAUUACCACGGGCGUGCUGGCCUGGGUGCGCGCGUUGAGCAUGCCUAUGAUGUGGCCCAGUAUUUGCAUCGCAAAAUUUGCAAGGACCCGCGCUUCUUGGUCGUUGCCGAACCCGAGUACUGCAAUGUCACGUUUUGGUAUCUGCCCAAAUGCCUCCGUGGCACGACGGCAGAGGACAUUGAAGCCAACUACGAGCGCUUGGAUCAGGCAACUCAGCGCACGUUUGUUGCAAUGCAGCAGGCGGGAACCAUGAUGUUCAAUUUCAACCCGUUGACCGACCUGCACCUACCACGCUUCUUUCGCCUGAUCACCAACUCCCCUGUGCUGCAAGAAAAGGACAUGGAUUUUGUGAUUGAAGAGCUGGACCGGCUGGCUGAGGAUAUUGUGGUCUAGAUCAUUAGUCUUUGGUUAGGAAAAUAUGUCAGUCGUGUGCGUUAUGGGCCGCAGGUUGAGAUUCAUGUCUAAGCGGGCCAUGUACAGCUCCUGCCUUGCUUGUGGUAUUGUCCGCCAGUUGAUUGAUAACUGC